CCCACUGCAGCCGCCUAGGACCGGCUCUCUCUGGAGGCACCUAUGGAUCUCGAAAGCACCCAAACCAGUAGAAUCAACAUUUUCUCCCACUCAUUCGCGCCAUCGCCCGCUCUUUCACGGAGGGCCUCUUGAGUAAGGCGAAACUGAAGGCACUUUUAUCCUCACUUGCCAUUCAUUCUCGGCCCCGUCUUAGCCGACGGCGCGCAACGCCUGGGCCGCCCAUGGAUCUUGACGAUGACGUACCGCCGCAGCUCGUUGACACUGCCGUCGCGGCUUCAGAAGAGGAGCUCACUAUCAAAGUCCCGAUCACGAUAGUAACUGGCUACCUCGGAGCCGGCAAGACAACGUUGCUCAACUACAUCCUCACGGCGGAGCAUGGCAAGAAGAUCGCCGUCAUUAUGAAUGAAUUCGGGGAUUCACUCGACAUCGAAAAGUCCUUGACCGUCAACAAGGGUGACGAGAAAGUUGAAGAAUGGCUCGAAGUCGGCAAUGGUUGCAUAUGUUGCUCUGUUAAAGACACGGGGGUGAAUGCAAUCGAGUCUCUAAUGGAGAAGAAGGGUGCCUUCGACUACAUUCUCCUUGAGACGACCGGCCUUGCUGACCCAGGCAACCUGGCGCCCUUAUUCUGGGUCGACGAUGGCCUGGGGAGCACGAUAUACCUCGACGGCAUUGUUACCCUGGUGGAUGCCAAGAACAUCCUGCGCAGCCUCGACGACCCCAGCGGCAAGGUUGAGGGGCAUGAUCACCACGACGACCACGGCCCUUUGAUGACUACGGCCCACGUGCAAAUCUCACACGCCGAUGUCAUCGUCAUCAACAAAUCAGACCUCGUCAGCCCGGAAGAGCUUCAAAGGGUGAGGGAGAGGAUAGAGUCCAUCAACGGCCUUGCCAAGGUUCACGUCACCGAGAAGAGUGCAGUCCCCCAUCUGGAGGGAUUCCUGCUAGAUCUACAUGCAUAUGACCAGUUCAACGAGGCAGAGGCCAGGAUUAAGGGCCAUAGCCACCUAGACCCGACGAUAUCUACCAUAUCGAUACCCGUGCCUAGACUGCGCCCGGAUCAGCUGGAGGCUGUCGACCGCUGGCUGCGGUCUGUGCUGUGGGAUAACCAGCUUCCAGGCAGAGAUGGAGAGAACGACUUCGAGAUUCACCGGUCCAAGGGUCGCAUUGUGCUUCAGAAUGGCGAGGUCAAGAUGAUGCAAGGCGUGCGGGAAGUGUUUGAGCUGAUCGACGCCCCAGACGGCGCGCCUGCCUCACCGGGUCAGGAGGGAAAGAUCAUCUUCAUCGGUAGAAAGGUGGGUGAUGUAGAUUUCGAGUCCAGUUUUAGACGAGUGGUGCAAUAAAAUGCCACGGAUUUCCCUU
This is a messenger RNA of Purpureocillium takamizusanense, 1359 nucleotides long. RefSeq lists its product as uncharacterized. The transcript has 6 exons. Bases 222 to 1340 code for a protein of 372 amino acids. The record is from RefSeq and is a predicted model, not a curated record. Gene Ontology annotation, cellular component: cytoplasm. NCBI's taxonomy places the organism in Eukaryota, Fungi, Ascomycota, Sordariomycetes, Hypocreales, Ophiocordycipitaceae.